Canis lupus familiaris (dog) is the source of this 3775-nucleotide messenger RNA. It is a transcript of the gene TENT5B, whose product is annotated as terminal nucleotidyltransferase 5B. Gene Ontology annotation, biological process: mRNA stabilization. Gene Ontology annotation, molecular function: RNA binding; poly(A) RNA polymerase activity. The transcript has 2 exons. The record is from RefSeq and is a predicted model, not a curated record. The coding region runs from base 813 to 2096 and encodes 427 amino acids. Lineage: Eukaryota; Metazoa; Chordata; Mammalia; Carnivora; Canidae.
UCUGCUGUGUAACCUGAGGGAGUCACGCCCCCUCUCUGAACAGGUCUGCCCUCCCCUCAGUAGGAACUUAGACGCAGGUCAGGCUGUGGGCCAAUCAGGAGCGCGUUAAAUAGCCUCGACCUCGGUAGACAGUUUGUCACCUUUCCGCCACACUGAAAGCGGGAGGAGCGCCGUGUGGAGCUGAACGAGCAGCACGGUCUCUCUGGGCUUCUGGAAAGAACAGGUGACCAGGACCAGGCCAGGCGAUUUCUAAAUUCCUUCCAGCGCCAGAAAGAACCCUGGAACUUCUUCGUGGUCCAACUCCGCUCCGAACUCCCCAGGUCACCUCCCUCCCUCCUGCCCCUGGAGGGCGCCGUCCCUUUAAGUCUAGGUCGGCCGCAGCCCGGGCCAAUCACGCAGAACCGAAGUUCUUUAAGGACCAAAGGAGGGAAUUCAGCCGGAGCGGGAGGGCGGGGCAGGGGCGUGCCAUCCAGCCAAUCGGAAUCUCCCUGGCGACUAGUGACUCACGUGUAAAGCUCCGCUGACCAAUGGCAGGGCCGCCGGGAGGCGGGGCGCUCCCGCUGUGUGACAGCUGUCUGGACCAAUGGGCAUGUCGCCCGCGGCCUAUAAGAGUCCGCUGGGCCCCUGGCUACGGGCUCUAGGGUCGGUUGGUCGUCGCCGUCGGAGGUGUGCCCCGAGUUUGCCUCGCCGUCGCUGCCACCCGGUCCCUGCAGCCGCGCCCCUCGCCUUGGCCCAGGCGCUCUCCCCGCCCGUCUCCCCUUGGUCACCCCCCACCCCCCGGUUUCUGCCGUCGGGGCCCCGGGGCUGGGCUAAUGAUGCCGUCGGAGAGUGGAGCUGAGAGCCGGGACCAGGCAGCCGCGCAGGUGGGGACGGCUGCGGCCUCGGCGGUGGCCACGGCCGCCCCGGCAGGCGGCGGCCCCGACCCGGAGGCCUCCUCGGCCUCCCUCGGACGGCACCUGAGUGGGCUGGGCUGGCCACAGGUGAAGCGACUGGACGCGCUCCUGAGCGAACCCAUUCCCAUUCACGGGCGCGGCAACUUCCCCACUCUGAGCGUGCAGCCCCGGCAGAUUGUGCAGGUGGUCCGCAGCAGCCUGGAGGAGCAGGGACUACGCGUGCAUGGGGUGCGGUUACACGGCUCAGCUGCCAGCCAUGUGCUGCACCCAGAGAGUGGCCUGGGCUACAAGGACCUGGACCUGGUGUUCCGUGUGGACCUGCAUGGGGAGGCGUCUUUCCAGCUGGUCAAGGAGGUAGUGCUGGCCUGCCUGCUGGACUUCCUGCCAGCCGGUGUGAACCGAGCCAAGAUCACUCCACUGACACUCAAGGAGGCAUACGUGCAGAAGCUGGUGAAAGUGUGUACCGACACGGACCGCUGGAGCCUCAUCUCGCUGUCCAACAAGAGUGGCAAGAACGUGGAGCUCAAGUUCGUGGACUCGGUCAGGCGCCAGUUUGAGUUCAGUGUAGACUCCUUCCAGAUCAUCCUGGACUCCCUGCUGCUGUUCGGCCAGUGCUCAUCCACCCCCAUGUCUGAGGCCUUCCACCCAACGGUGACAGGCGAGAGCUUGUAUGGGGACUUUGCCGAGGCCCUGGACCACCUGCGGCACCGUGUCAUCGCCACGCGCAGCCCCGAGGAGAUUCGUGGCGGUGGCCUCCUCAAGUACUGCCACCUCCUGGUGCGGGGCUUCAGGCCAAGGCCCAGCACUGACGUACGUGCCCUGCAACGUUACAUGUGCUCCCGCUUCUUCAUCGACUUCCCGGACCUGGUAGAGCAGCAGCGCACACUGGAGCGCUACCUGGAGGCCCACUUCAGCGGGGCCGACUCAGCCCGCCGCUACGCCUGCCUGGUGACGCUACACCGCGUGGUCAAUGAGAGCACCGUGUGCCUCAUGAGCCAUGAGCGUCGCCAGACGCUGGACCUCAUCGCCACCCUGGCGCUCCAGGCGCUGGCUGAGCAGGGCCCGGCCACAGCGGCCGCCCUGGCCUGGCACCCCUCGGGCCCCGACGGGGUUGUGCCCACCACCGUGAGUUACUAUGUGACUCCUGUGCAGCCCCUGCUGGCUCGGGCCCACUCCUACCCCACCUGGCUGCCUUGUAACUGACUCAGACCCUGGCCAGAAAGUACUGGGCCCACGCUGAUGGAGCAGGGCCUCCAGGAGUGUGCAGAGGAUGCCACCAGAAACAGGCAGCCUGUGCCGAGUGGCCCAGCACUGCUGCAAGGUUGGGCCUUUGACUGAACACACUGGACCCCACUCAUCCCCAAGUGAGGCCCCCUGGGCUUAAGGCCAAGCUGAGGUUCUUGAUUGGCCUUUGGGUUAUUGCACCCCACUUUGGAGCAGCAUAACUGUGGGGUGUGGGGGCUCUUUGUCUUGGGGGUCAAUUGCCUUCAGGAGACAAAACCUGUUUGGGGUGAUAGCCUCAAUGCUCAUCAUCUUAGGUCAAUUUCUGUGGCCUAGAAAGGGUCUUUUUGGGUAAAGCCAGCCCAUAGUGAUCCCAGCAGCCUCUGAAGACCUACAGCCCACACAAUAGCUAAAAUAUGGUAUGUUAUACAAACUACUCACUUUGGAUUGAGCCAGGCCCCUAAGAGGGCCUGGCGAUCCAACCUGAUUAAUCACUGGGAGGAGGGAAACUGAGGCAGGAGGCAGCUACCUGGGUUUGCAGAGGGAUAAGUUUAGCCCAGUUUGCAAACACCCCUACCCCAAGCUGUCAAGGUUUGUGGUGAGCAAGAGCCAAGCUGCCAGGGGUGGGACACAGCCCAUGCCCCUUCUGGGCUGUUGCCCUCUUCGUCUGUGUUGUGAGGAUCCCUCUGCCUAGAAGCUUGUUCUUCAAAGGGUGCUGGGCCCAGAAUGGCCACAGUCAAGUGCUCCCACCCUACUGGCCUGGUUACAGGGUCUGCACUUGGAGGAAGGGAACCAUGCCCCACCAUCCCUCUGGAUUUGUCACCAUUUUGCACUCUUAACACCUGCCAAUAAAGAUUGUCUACACUAAACCUAGCACCUGAUUUCUCCUGGGAGAAGGACUUUCCCUGGCAGUGGGGGCUCUGGCUGCCUCUCCCAGUCUGUGUCUGGCUUGUGUUGUGGGCAGGGACAUUUAGGUGGGUUGUUGUCUGAAUCCUGGGGUGUGGCUGAGGGUUUGCAUUUGCUUCCCUCAACCCCAGCCCCGGCUGGAGGACUAUGCCAGGAGCUCUCAUCUAGAACAUGUGACUUAUACCUGCUAAUUGCCUCAGCAAGUCUCUUGUUAAAGAGUAAAUUUGUCAGUAUUUCCUCCCUGGAGUCCUGAUGACCCUGGAUUUGGCCUCACACUCCAGGGCUAGGGCUGCUUGACUCCAGCUCUGCCCACCCAACCCUACUCCUUCUCAGGAGGCUGGUAGACAAGCUGAGUGAGUUUGAAUUGGAGACCCCUUCAGACUGGGGGUCUUCUAACAUCUUCCAGAAUGAGAGCUCAGGUUUGGCCUCCCUACCUGAGAAAGGGGUUCCAUCAGUUCUCUGGCUCCCUCUCUAACUGCCAAGCACUGAUAGGCACACUCUGGCCUGCCCUAAACAGGUCUCCUAGAGGGACAGGGUCUCUCCUUUUCAAAUCCAGCCAGGGCCCUGUCAGGCUCUCGGGGAGCUAUUCCCUCAGGGCAUCACCCAGUCACUGGCCUGGACGCUGCCCACUGUUUACCCAGCCCCUUUGAUCCAGGGAUUGCAAAGCCCUUAACAUAUUCAGCCUCAUUAGUGGUUUCUGAAGUGGUGGCUUUGAUGGUUUCAGCCAGGGUAAAAAAAAAAAAAAAAAAAAAAAA